AUCCAUGAAUACUGGAACUAUUAUCAGGUUUUCUAUUUUAACUGAAUUAUUGACAUAAAUAGAUUUCUUGACGUAAUCAUGACGUAACCUGGGACUAUAAUCUGACACACUGAGAAAACCCCUUUCUCUUGAAUCUGUUUGCUUUGUUGUACUAAACCUCUGAGUUUUGUUUUGUUUUGUUUUGUUUGUUUUUGCUGACAGUCCAAUUAUCUCAGCAGGAACUUUUUGUGACGUUGGUCUGAUGAAAUCGUAGCAGCUCCCUGUCUGCCGUCCAAAGGUUUUUAUCUCUCCUAAGUCAGGCUUGUUGUUUGCAGUCUGCGUCAGCUGCUUUGCCGAUCCACCCACACAUUUAUCUCAGUGCUAUGGGAUCUCCGUAACACACAGUAACCAUGGACAGACAGUUGGGUCGGACUCUCCUGGUGCUGCUUCUCUGCCAUAUAGGCAACGGCGCCUGUCCGUACAAAUGCCAGUGCUUCACUGAGCUUCAAGUGCUGUGUGCCGAUGAGAGGAUGUCGACUUUACCCAGGGUCUCCACACAGGUCAGGGAGGUUAUUAUAAUGACAUCCUCCUUGGCGUACCUCUUUUCCCACUCGCUGAUGGAGAGCCCACAGCUCACCAAGCUCAUCUUCCUAAACAAUGCCCUGAGAAGUAUCCACUUGAGCUCGUUUGAGCAUCUGACCGAGCUCCAGGAGCUGGAGAUCAGCGGGAAUCCCCUGCUGGAUCACCUCUACCUGGGAACCUUCUCCAAGCAGGAGAAGCUAACCAAACUGCUGCUCAACUACAACAGCCUGAAAACAAUACUUCCUGGGCUGUUUGACCCUCUGAUGCAGCUGGAGGUUCUGCAGAUGAAGAGCAACGUGUUGUCAGAUCUACCUCCGUUCCUUUUCCGGAACCUCAGCUCGCUGCGCGUUCUUGAUCUCUCCCAAAACAGAAUCCAAGAAGUCACAGGAGAGACCUUUUCUGGCCUGGCCAGUUUGGAGAUUCUGAAGUUGGGCAACAACCUCAUUGGCAACCUCACGUCUGACACGUUCCGCAACACCUCGCAGCUCACCGAGCUUCACCUAGAGUGGAACGGGAUAGCGCAGCUCGACGACAGCGUCUUCUCUGCAUUGGCAAACCUGAGUGUGCUGAACCUUCGGGGGAACCGCCUGACAGCCUUCACUGAUAAAGUCUUCGGAGGGGAGCCGACAAAUCUACAGGAGCUGAACCUCAAAGGCAACAGACUGACUGAGUUGUCUCUGGAGAGCCUGAGCUCACUGACAGAUCUCACGUUGUCGAACAACCAGCUUUCCAGCCUCACAGAAAACCUUUUCAGAAAUCUAACCUACUUGGAGAGCCUGGACCUGUCUGACAACCAGCUCACCUCUCUGCCUGAAGGGAUCUUUAAAGACCUGUUGAGCAUCGAGGCAAUCAACCUCCACAAUAACACCCUGACUGAGCUGGACUCCAAACUGUUUCAGGACCAGAUUUUACUUAAGAGGCUCUACCUCUCCGACAACCAGCUGGAGAUGCUCCGGCUGGGACUUUUCGAUCAUUUUAUCUUGCGGCCAACGGUGAGGCUUCAUGGGAACCCCUGGAGGUGCGAAUGCCAGCUGUGGUACCUUCACGACUGGCUAAUGCAGAACUUACAGCACGUGGAGCUGUCGGACCUGGUGGCCUGCGAGAGGCCGGACUCUCUGAGGAAACGAACCCUGGUUUCCAUCAGCAGGGAUCAGUUGGUCUGUCACCUGCCGGCAGACCGGAUGCCUGAGCCAAACUCCUGCAGCCUGCAAAUAUCUAACGGCACCGUGGUCGUCAGGUGCAGCGUGGAAAAGUGCUCUCCCCUGACGGUUAAAGUGCAGUUUCAAGAGGAAAAUGGUGAAUUUAGGGAGCACAUUUUGGAAAAAGAGUCUGAUAAAGCUCAAUGUAGCAAUGAGACGCUAAGAGAGAGCACCAUUGAUUAGCUUCAAGGACUUUGUCCAGAGAGCAAAUUCUUUCUUCACACCAGGGGUCGAUAAAGUUUCCUGACUUUUAGUCAGCACUGUAAGCAAAUAUCUGACCCACCGACUGUUAACCAGCAUGAAGAAAUACUGCUAGACGACAGAGUGUGGAUGCUGCUCUAUUUGUGCAAACUUCAGCUAGUUUUUUUAAUUUUUUUAUAUAAGGUCCUGCAGUGACAUAAAAGAACGAGUACUGAUAAAACAUAAAAACUCUGCCAUGCAUAUGUAUUUACUCAGAUGCCCCUAAAUAAAAUUUAGUGCAACAAAAUGUCAUCAGAAGUCAUCCAAUCACAAAAGUCCAUCUGUGUGUAAUUUAAUCGUGGAAACUUUUGCUCCAAUGAGCUAAUAUCUGAGCUACCAUUUCGCUCAGAACUUCAGCAUUUUUAAUUUUUGUUAAUUUUUUGCUAAGCUUGAAAACAUUUGCAGCGCUUAAUUUCCCAAGUUUAUUUUACGGAAAAUAAACUUGAAAUAAAAUCUAACUUAAAAUCUUUUUUUGUGAACUUCCAGGUGAAUACAUUUUGACAUCGGAAUAAAAAAUAAAACUCUU
Gambusia affinis (western mosquitofish) is the source of this 2526-nucleotide messenger RNA. RefSeq names its product carboxypeptidase N subunit 2. Gene Ontology annotation, molecular function: protein binding. The transcript has 2 exons. Lineage: Eukaryota; Metazoa; Chordata; Actinopteri; Cyprinodontiformes; Poeciliidae. Bases 390 to 1943 code for a protein of 517 amino acids. The record is from RefSeq and is a predicted model, not a curated record.